Cryptomeria japonica (Japanese cedar) is the source of this 3236-nucleotide messenger RNA. Its product is annotated as protein VARIATION IN COMPOUND TRIGGERED ROOT growth response-like. Gene Ontology annotation, biological process: defense response; signal transduction. Gene Ontology annotation, molecular function: ADP binding. Lineage: Eukaryota; Viridiplantae; Streptophyta; Pinopsida; Cupressales; Cupressaceae. Bases 1 to 2754 code for a protein of 917 amino acids. The record is from RefSeq and is a predicted model, not a curated record. The transcript is spliced from 7 exons.
AUGGAAGAAGUGUUUCCACCUUAUCAUGUUUUAAUUAAUCACAGAGGACCUGAUGUCAAAAGAACUCUUGCCAGCCUCAUCUAUCACCGUCUGGAAGGCCAUGGUUUGAGGGUGUUUCUCGAUAAACAUGAAUUGCAAGCGGGAGAUUCUUUAACCCCUGCAAUUAAAUCUGCUAUUUGUAGUGCCUCUGUUCAGAUCGCUAUUUUCUCCAAAACAUAUGCACAAUCCGCUUGUUGUCUGAAUGAGCUCUUAUGGAUGUUCGAUUCUCGUUCUAGUAUUAUUAUUCCCAUCUUUUAUGACAUUCAACCUUCAGACCUUCGCCAUGUUGACCAAGGAGCAUAUGCCGGAGCCUUUCAACAACACAGAGAGAAGGGCAGGGUUACCAUACAACAACUGGAGAGCUGGAUAAGUGCCCUCAAUAAAGUUUCUGCCAUUUCUGGCGUGGUGAUCAGCACAGAGGAAGAUGACCUUGGAGAGCGUCUUGAAGAAAUUGUGGAGAUUAUAUUAAAAGAGGUGAGAAGGGAAGAUCUGGAUAUGGGCAAAUACCCAGUGGGACUCCGUCAAGCGGCAGAGCAUUUCGAAAGGGAGGUUUUGAAUCCAAGUGAAAUAAGUGGAAUCAAGGUUGUGGGUAUUGUAGGACUUGGUGGAUCAGGCAAGUCAACUCUGGUUACUCAUCUCUACAAUUCCAAGCGUUCCCAAUUCCAGAGAUGUUGUUUCUUGUCUCAGGUGAGCAAAACCGAUUUACCCUCUCUGCAGCAAACUCUGCUUAGGGAUCUUCUCUGUGAUCAGAAAUUGGGUUUUCAGGACACGCUUAGAGGCAGGAGCAUGCUUCGAGAUCGUCUACGAGGGUUGAAACGUGUUUUGAUUGUUUUUGAUGAUAUGGCUGAUACAGAGCAAGUAGAGAACUUGUUAUUUGUGAAGGAUAUUGUUGGAAAUGGCAGUCUGAUUUUGGUGACAUCUAGAGACCAAACUUUGUUUGUCAGUUCUAAUAUAGAAAUAUACAAUAUCAAAUUGUUAGAUUCAGAAAAUGCCCAAGAGCUCUUCUAUUGGCACGCUUUCGGGCACUCUGAACCAGUAGACGAUUUGCAAAAUAUGGUUGAAGAGUUGGUUGGUAUGUGUAGUGGGUUUCCAUUGGCUUUGAAAGUUUUAGCGGGGCAGUUCCACAAUGAACAUGAUCCAGGGAAAUGGAAGAAGGAAUUGGACAGUCUCCGUAAACAACUGCCGAAUAACGUAUUAAAGCAGAUAGUAAAGGAUAGUUAUAAAUCUCUUGACAUUAGAGAGAGAGAGGCCUUUUUAGACAUUGCCCAUUUCUUAAAUAGAGAAGACGUAGAUCUAGCGGAGAGGGUUUUGGAUGGAUUGAAUGGUAGCGGUACUCAAUGCCUUCGGACGCUCCGUCGUAAAUGUCUCGUGGAGUAUGAAAGUGCAGACAUAAUUCUUCCAACAACAAUACGUGUAAGAAUUAUCCGCAAUCCUCAAUUGGAGGAGAGGGGUUUGGAGAAGAGCAAAGGGAAGUUAAAAAGUAAGAAUGCACGAUUUAGUGAGGGACUUGGCAAGACAAAUCGGCACAGAGGAGUUGCCCCUUCGCUUUUGCUGCAGGAAACAUACAAUGGUCCCCCGACAUCUUCCUUAAUAUCUAAUGUAAUUGAAACUGUAAUCGGGGUUUAUUGGGAUGUAUAUGGGUUAUUGUAUUGGUGGCAGUUUAUGAAGAAGGAGUCUCCAGGCAAAAAAAUUCUUCUUUGGUUCAGUCAGAUAAGACUAGAAUCUCGAGAGGGUAGAUUGCCAUUGUUUGGAGUCCCAGGAAAGGUUCUAGGUGCAGUUAAGGGUUCGAGGAAUAAGUUCGAUGUACGAGGAAUUCGUAGAGAUGACAAGAAUUGCCUGAAGUGGAACGGAUUCACUCUCAAAGAUAUUGCAGGGAAAACAGCAUGGCAUCCAUUCUUCCAAGUUAUGCGGAUCCAACAAGCUACACGUCGCAUCCUGGAUGAUUGUAAGUGGCUCAACCGAGACGAUGACGAUCAGUUGCCAUAUGAAAAUAUAUACGGAUUAAAACUUCUGGCGUUGCAAAAUUCCUCUCUUCUUCAGCGAUUGAAUAGUGUGUCCGGAGAUUUGAUAUGGUUGCGCUUGCGUCGAUCCAAGGAUACUCCUACUCCUAUCCUUUCACGGAUAGGUAUAAGCAAUCUCAUUCCUUCUACUAUCUUACUGAAAAAUUUAAGAGUGUUGGAAGUUCAUGAUGUCAACAAUCGAGAUUUCAUCAACUCGUUUUAUGAUCGUGAGCCUCUUUUACAUCUGCAAGAAUUGACAGUCACGUGCACAAGUGACUCUCAGAUGUACAAUCCAUGGACCGCUGGUCCUUCAACAGCUGGUUUCAGAAAACUGAAGUUAGCCUCCAAGAUUUCAGACUCACUGCGACAUCCAAUUCCUUCAAAAGCUGUUUCCACUAAACUGUCUUCAGUAUCAAAUGCUCCUGAUUUAUUUCAGAGUCAAAUAAAUAUUGGACACUGGCUUUGGGAGUGGUUAGGAAAACAGAAAUGGAAGAAUUUGGUUAAGCUAAUUUUACAAAAUAUUGAAGAAAUGAUGACACUCCCAUUUAAGUUUGAGGAAGUAAGAAACCUCAGACAUGUAGAUCUAUCUGGCUGCACCAAUUUGAAGGUUUUGCCAGAUUGUUUUACAGAAGAAUUAUUGCAACUUCAAUAUUUAGGCACUGCGAGAUUGCAGGAAGCUCAUUCUCAGAAAUUUGGGAAAAAUCUCCACGCUUGAGUACCUCGACUGUGAGGGUUGCUCUAUGCUGAAUGAAUUGCCGGAGGGAAUGGAGGCUCAAAAGUCCUUAAAGCAUUUAAAUGUUCUCCGUACUGAGCUGACGAAAUUGCCUCAGCAUCUAGAACAGCUGGAAAAUCUGGAGGAACUACUUAUAGGGAGCUCAAAAUUGAUAGAGUUACCAUCUUCUCUAUAUACUUUGAGCAGAUUAACAGACUUGGCCCUGUUAGGAUGCACAAAACUGUUUUAUAUUGACAACUCAAUUGAAAAGUUAGUGCAUUUGGAAAGGUUUAGAAUAUAUAAUUGCGGACUGAAAGCAUUACCAGAAAGAAUUGCGUGGAUGAAUAUGAAAAUUUUGGAUGUUCAAGAUUGUCCACUUGGUUCCAACCACUUACUGAUAGGAGUGGAUUCAGCAAAUAUUUCACCGGAUAGUUCUCAGGUGCAGAGAAACAUUGAUCACGGUGCUCAUCACAAUUGCUCAAGUU